GCAAGGAUGCUUCGUGAGAGGCAGUUGUCGAUGUGUGCAGAGGCUCCCUGGUUCGAUGCGAGAGGAGGGACAGAAACAUUACUCUUUUCAGAGGCGAAUUUGCUCUGGCAGCCAAAACAGCCAAAUACUCCAUCCACACACAGGUGUUUGGAGACGCAGAUAUAGCUAAUUAGCACAGGUUGGUGCAUGCGCAUUUACCACUGGGAAUUACAGCGAGUUACGUACCGACCCGUGCUGUGUUGGAGUUUGACGUGGCACUCUACUUUGACUAUCAGGAAUUCGUAGAGAAGAGGACUCGGCAGGUACUCCCCAGAAUACAGAUUGUUGGAUCUCUGCCAUUUUGUAAUGAGAAGACCUUAACAGCACAGGAUGAGUCAGCAGGGUUAUGUUGCCACACCUCCCUAUUCCCAGGCCCAGCCUGGGAUGGGGGGAUACCCAGCCGGGUUUGGGAGCGCGCCUGCCCAGCCCCUCUAUAGACACUAUGGGGGACCACCUCAAUCAUUCCCCGCCCCACCAACAGGUAUGAUGAAGCCUGUGUCGUCCCCUUCCGGCAUGCCUCCACCACAGGUCCCCAGCCAUUACGGCUCAAACGGCCAGCAGAACGGAGCUCACCCUCAAAGCUACCCCGCCCCUCCGUAUGGACAGCCACUUCAGUCCCCCUAUCACAGCAUGGCCCACCAGGGCCCGCCCCCAGCACAGCAGCUCACCAAUCAGAUGGGUGCCAUGAACCUCGGAUAUGGUCCAGGGCCCGUGCAGAGCCCUCAAGCACCUCCCACCUCUCACCUAACCCAGCAGCAAUUCCAGACUGCCCCUCCCACAGCCAUGGGACAUCCACCCAUGGGCCCCCACUCGUCUCAGAUGGCUCACCCACAAUCACCCCUAGCUGGUCCAACUAUGGCAGGGCCCCCAUCUAUGGGUGGCCCCCCACCCAUGGGAGGCAUGGGUAGGCCCUUCCCUGGCCCACCCCCUCCAGGUGCUGGGGGCUUCCAGCAGCCUGGGCCUGGAGCUGCCGGACCACCAGGACAUCCUCAGCAACUACAAGGUCAAUUUGGGGGGCAGAUGGCGGGACCUGGGAUGGCGGGACCUGGGAUGGCGGGACCUGGGAUGGCGGGACCCGGGAUGGCGGGACCCGGGAUGGCGGGACCCUUCCAAGGUGGGGCAGCACAAAUGGCCGGCCCACCUCAGAAAAAGCUGGAUCCUGACUCCAUCCCUAGCACAACACAAGUCAUAGAGGACGACCAAGCCAAACGAGGGGGACAGGUGUACACUACGAACCUCAGGGGCCAGGUGCCCCCGCUGGUCACCACUGACUAUACAGUACAGGACCAAGGAAACGCCAGCCCAAGGUUCAUGCGUUGCACCACAUACUCUUUCCCCUGCACGGCUGACCUGGCUAAGCAGUGCCAAGUUCCCCUGGCCACCAUCAUCAAACCCUUCGCCACAGUGCCAAAGAAUGAGACUCCUAUGUACGUCGUGAACCAUGGUGAGACUGGCCCAAUCCGCUGUAACCGCUGCAAGGCCUACAUGUGUCCCUACAUGCAGUUCACGGACGGUGGCCGCCGCUACCAGUGUGGCUUCUGCAACUGCGUCAACGAAGUGCCAGCCUUUUAUUUCCAACACCUGGACCACAUGGGCAAAAGGGUGGACUUCUACGAGAGGCCAGAGCUGUCACUGGGGUCCUACGAGUUCGCCGCCACCCUGGAUUAUUGCAAGAACAACAAGCCAGCCAGUCCUCCAGCGUACAUCUUCAUGAUCGACGUGUCCUAUGCCAACAUCAAGAGCGGACUGGUCAGACUGGUGUGUGAUGAGCUGAAGACCCUGCUAGACAACCUGCCCAGAGAGGAUGGUGCUGAGAGCUCGAUGUUGAAGGUGGGCUUCGUCACCUACAACAAGAUCCUACAUUUCUACAACGUGAAGAGUGCCCUGGCCCAGCCCCAGAUGAUGGUAGUAUCCGACACGGCAGAGAUGUUCGUCCCACUGCUCGAUGGCUUCCUUGUCAACUUCCAGGAGUCGCGGGCAGUCAUCAACAAUCUCCUGGACCAGAUCCCUGACAUGUUUGCCGACACCAAUGAGAGCGAGACGGUCUUUGCCCCAGUCAUCCAGGCUGGGGUAGAGGCACUGAAGGCAGCCGAAUGCAGCGGCAAGCUGUUCAUCUUCCACUCCUCCAUCCCCACCGCCGAGGCCCCUGGGAAACUGAAGAACAGGGACGACAAGAAGUUGAUAAACACAGAGAAGGAAAAGACUCUGUUCCAGCCGCAGAAGGCUGUCUAUGAGCAGCUGUCCAAGGACUGUGUGUCUCAAGGCUGCAGCGUGGACCUCUUCCUCUUCCCCAGCCAGUACGUGGACAUCGCCACCAUGGGAGACGUUGCCACACACACAGGAGGCUCCGUCUUCAAAUACAGCAACUUCCAGGUGGAGAGGGAUGGACAGCAUUUCCUGAGUGACCUGAGGAAGGAUGUGGAGAAGGCCAUCGGGUUUGAUGCCAUCAUGAGAGUCCGCACCAGCACAGGCUUCAGGGCUACAGACUUCUUUGGUGCCAUCCACAUGAACAACACCACAGACGUGGAGAUGGCUGCCGUGGACUGUGACAAGGCUGUGACGGUGGAGUUCAAACACGAUGACACACUUAGCGAGGAGACGGGCGCUCUCAUGCAGUGUGCAUUGCUUUACACGACCAUCAGCGGCCAGCGGCGUCUGCGGAUCCACAACCUCAGUCUGAACUGCAGCGCCCAGCUGUCUGAGCUCUACAAGAGCUGUGAGACGGACGCCCUCGUCAACUUCUUCGCCAAGUCAGCAUACCGUGCCAUGCUGAACCAGCCCCUGAAGACGGUGAAGGAGAUCCUGGUCAACCAGGCGGCCCACAUGCUGGCCUGCUACAGGAAAAACUGUGCCAGUCCCUCCGCUGCCAGCCAGCUGAUCCUGCCUGAUGCCAUGAAGGUGUUCCCAGUCUACUUAAACAGCCUGUUGAAGACUGGUCCCCUGGUGGGCAGCGCUGAGCUCUCUACAGACGACAGGGCUCACCAGAGACUCAGCACCACAGCCAUGGGGGUGGAGGAUACCCAGCUGCUGCUCUAUCCACGCCUUAUCCCACUGCACAACAUGGACGUUGCCAGUGACGUGGUGCCAACUCCGGUGCGCUGCUCUGAAGAGCGCCUGACAGACGCCGGCAUGUUCCUGCUGGAGAAUGGGUGCUCCCUCUUCCUGUGGCUGGGCCAGGCCUGCCCCCCAGAGAUGAUCCAGAGCAUCUUCAACGUGCCCUCCCUCGCCCAUGUGCCCGUUGACCUGAGGUCCCUACCAGAGCUGGAUAACCCCCAGUCUCAGAAGUUGCGCUCCAUCGUUGACUCCUUGCUUGACCAGAGGCCCAGCUCCAUGAAGCUCAUGAUUGUGAAGCAGAAGGACCGGUCUGAGAUUUUGUUCCGCCAGCACCUGGUAGAGGACAAGGGGCUCCACGGUGGAGCCUCCUACAUGGACUUCCUGUGCUAUGUCCACCGUGAGAUCAGACAAGUCCUCACUUAACACCACCCACUGUGGAUAUCACCUAGCUGGGCUAGGACCAAAACAACCAGAGGACCACACCACCUCUGACUCCAGAGCUGCCUUUCCAACACCCCUUUAUUCCACACAAACCUAUGGGGCUACUGCUCGCUCUUUGUCAGUAUACCAGGAUCUGUGCUCCAGUCUGCAUUGUACAUUUUCGUGUACUUGUACGUGUCAGUCUGACUGCUUUGUCUGUUGAAUUUAUGUACAUUAACAAUUUAACUGAUUUCUAUGUAAAUGGGCCAAUGAUGGUAAAAUGAAUUUUGUGGUGUCCAGAACAUCAGGACCACAGGGUUGGCUACAUUUGUAGCCAAUGUUUCACUAUUGAUCAAACCAAAUUUAAAUUAUUUUGUGUUUUUCUGGUGCGAUUUAAAUUGCCAACAUCUGUUUUAAGCACAUAUGCAUUCUUUCCAAAAUUGUAGGUUUGUCACAAUUUCUCAUUAUUAAGGAAUAGUUUUGACAAUGUCACAGCACCAAAUGGUAAUUUAGCUACAUGGACUGGAAUAAACAUCUGGUUGUAAUGACUGAACACUGGUGCCGUGGCUAUUAAAUUAAUGAUUCACUCCACCAUUUGUGAUUGGAUCCAUUAUUUUUGCCAUUCCCCUCAGGAAUGUAGAGGAUGUGCUAGCAAGAUAAUUCAUACAAGGCUGAUUCCAGUGACAACUCACUGCUGUAAAAAAGGAGAAAUAACCAAAAUCAAUUUAUCCGUAAAGAUGCAAUUAAACAUUCCACACUUAAUUCAUUCCAGUUAUAGAACUAUAUGCCGUUUUGUUUUUAUCAAGUUAUUGCCGUUAUUCAUUUUAAUAUUAUGUCAAGAAUUGUGCUCUGCGAACCAAUGGUUGUGUUAGUAUGCGACGUGGAGGUUUUGGGGGAACUGUUCCUGUGCCAGUUAACCGUCUGCCUUAAUUCAAUUGUUUUUAUGGUAGUAAAUACUAGAGGCCAUUAUUCUAUUCCAGUGUGAUAUAGAUUGCAUACAAACCAAAUAGAUUGAAAACAUCUCAGGUAAUUUGUGUACCUAACAAUUGUGGUGCAGCGCUGGAACACAGGGGCGUUACUGUUUUAACUGGAAAGACAGAAGUGUGGCUGGAAUGGAUGUGUUUGAGGGAAGGGCCUUGGAGUGGUGUGCCAUGUACAUUUUGAUCUAAAAAAUCUCUUGUUUUUGAUUAAAUUCCUGACUAUAUCAAGA
Molecule: messenger RNA, 4723 nt
Organism: Oncorhynchus keta (chum salmon)
Lineage: Eukaryota; Metazoa; Chordata; Actinopteri; Salmoniformes; Salmonidae
Gene: sec24d
Product: SEC24 homolog D, COPII coat complex component
Exons: 24
Coding region: 370-3516 (1048 amino acids)
Biological process (GO): COPII-coated vesicle cargo loading; endoplasmic reticulum to Golgi vesicle-mediated transport; intracellular protein transport
Cellular component (GO): endoplasmic reticulum exit site; COPII vesicle coat
Molecular function (GO): zinc ion binding; SNARE binding
Source: RefSeq, a predicted model, not a curated record